AUGGCUCUUUCUGAGACGUGGGUACAGUUUGUAAUGGCCGCCACUCUUCCCUGCUCCACAGACCAGGCAAGCAUCCAGGCCGCCUCCCUGCCUGGCACUGACGGCUGUCUGGCCUCCCUGAGGGUCCCUGCAGGACUGGACACGGCGUGUGCUGGCAGGAGGGGUGCUGCGGUGGAGGUCGUGAGGCCGGGCAGCAGCAUGAGCGGCCAGCAGCGGCGGCAACAGCGGCAACAGCAGCAGCAACCAGCCUCAGGUGUGGGGAGGCACAGAUGUGGUGGCAAGAAUCACCUGGAGGCAGGCAGCUCUGUCCACAGAGGAGAGAGCAAGUUUGAGUGCCAGCAGUGUGACAAAACUUUUUUAUCCAGACAAGGCCUUGACUACCACACCCUGACACACCGUGGUGUUAGAAAUUAUGAGUGUGGUGAGUGUCACAAGAAAUUUACCACAAAGUCUCACCUCACCAGACACACCCUGACACACAGUGGUGUUAGAAAUUAUGAGUGUGAUGAGUGUAGCAAGAAAUUUACCACAAAGUGUCACCUCACCAGACACACCCUGACACACAGUGGUGUUAGAAAUUGUGAGUGUGAUGAGUGUGGCAAGAAAUUUACCCGAAAGUCUUCCCUCAACACACACACCCUGACACACAGUGGUGUUAAAAAUUAUAAGUGUGAUGAGUGCCAGGCAGAGCCCAGGCUGCACGCCCUGCUCACUGCCAACCAAUCUUGUGUCCGACUUCCGCGAGGGUCCCUGCAGAUUUGGCUGCGGCGUGUGCUGGCGAGAGUGGUGCUGUGGGGGAGGUUGUGA
Messenger RNA from Scylla paramamosain (green mud crab), 807 nucleotides. Its product is annotated as zinc finger protein 347-like. The transcript is spliced from 2 exons. Gene Ontology annotation, molecular function: DNA-binding transcription factor activity, RNA polymerase II-specific; RNA polymerase II cis-regulatory region sequence-specific DNA binding. Lineage: Eukaryota; Metazoa; Arthropoda; Malacostraca; Decapoda; Portunidae. The record is from RefSeq and is a predicted model, not a curated record. The coding region runs from base 1 to 807 and encodes 268 amino acids. Gene Ontology annotation, biological process: regulation of transcription by RNA polymerase II.